This is a messenger RNA of Eremothecium cymbalariae DBVPG#7215, 1428 nucleotides long. It is a transcript of the gene TIM54, whose product is annotated as Tim22-complex subunit TIM54. The transcript has a single exon. Gene Ontology annotation, biological process: sphingosine biosynthetic process. Lineage: Eukaryota; Fungi; Ascomycota; Saccharomycetes; Saccharomycetales; Saccharomycetaceae. The record is from RefSeq and is a predicted model, not a curated record. Gene Ontology annotation, cellular component: cytoplasm; membrane; intracellular membrane-bounded organelle. Bases 1 to 1428 code for a protein of 475 amino acids.
AUGACGUCCAAGGAAGGAUCUAGUGCGAUAACAGAUGGUGCUAAAAGAGCCGGGUAUAGUAAUCCUGCGUUCAAAGCAAUGGGCAUCCCGACUCUACGGUUGCCGGGGCGGAAUUGGAUGAUCUUUUGGGCGGUGCUGAGUGCUGGGGUGUCAGGUGUAGUGUACGACAAGUAUCAGCAGCGUCAGAUCAGCAACAAAUACAUAAACAUGGUACAGCAGCGCAGUUUGGAGCAUAUGGAUACAUGGAUGAAACCGCGGAAGAUUACUGUAUUUGUAGCGCCACCGCCGAGUGACUAUCUGGACACUUCUCUGAAGGUAUGGAGGCGGUAUUUGAAGAGCAUCUUGUAUAAUGCGGGGGUUGAUUAUGAGAUUAUAACGGAGGAGCGACAAGGGCUUAUACGAUUUGAGGUUGCAGAGCGGAUAAGACGGUUACGGAGGGAGAUACUAGAUACGGAGGCUAGAUUGAAGAAGGCCGAGGAAGAACAGCGUUGGGUUAAUCGGUUGCGUUCAUGGUGGUUGAAGGAACGAAUUUCGGAGGAGGAAGCCGAAAAUCUCAAGGCUGAGAAAUAUCGUAAGGAGUUUACUUACAAACAACUGCUUGGUGUGUUCUAUAAGAAUGACGUGUUGAAAGCUCAGGGAGUGGUAAGCGAAGAUGUCUUGGUUGCAGAACCCGUUUUAAGUGGCGGUGUUAUUUGUAUUGGCCGUGGGGCGUACAAGGAGUACAUUUCAGGCAUUCAUGAGGGUAUUCUGGGGCCCCUGGAAGCCCCACAAAACACGAAAAUUGCCGAGCCGUUUGCUGGCGAAUCCAGACAGACUAGCGAUGCGACUGUGGCUGCAGCAGAAACAACAACAACAUCUACAACUGCAGCUGAAAACGUUGAGAUUAUAGCCGUUGAUGCCCAGGUGGACAGUGCCCAGAGCGACAGUAACCAUGCUUCUGAUAACACUUCUGAUGGUGAAGGCGAAAAGGAAGAAUCUACCAAGUCACCGCCAGCGCCUUAUAUUUCAUACAAAGAUUACGCAAACGCUGAACUUCCACGUGAACUGUCCUCGGAAGUUGUUAAGGAUCCUCUCACAAAUGUCCCUGCAUUGUUUCAUCAGCCAAUUUUAGUUGUGCAGGUACCGAAUCUGGUUGGGUUCCUGCAGAUUCCCAAACGGAUAUAUCGCUUCUAUACGAGGAGGUACUAUGCAGAACAAUGCUGUAAGGCUGCUACUUCCAUGGUUUUCCAAUACACCAAACCUUUCAAUCCUGAAACUGACUUGGAUUUGGCGAAGUCGGAAGAAGAAGACUGGCCAAAUUACUGGGUCAAACAAGGGCACGAACGUCAAAGUGAAUGGGUCCAAGAACUCUAUGGUGAUAACAGAGUCUUAUCCAGUCUGCACCUUAUAGACCCUUCGAAGCUAGAUGUACAGCAGGUUGAAAACUAA